GCGGCCGAGAGCCCGGUGCGGCCGGAGCAGGGAAGCGGGGUCCGGGUGCGCCGCGGGCCGGCGUCGGGGUGCGGCGGAUGGCGCUCUCGGGGCCGCUGCUCGGGGGUGCGCGCCGGGCGGUCCUCAGGUCGGCGGAGGCUGCGCUCUGGGGUUUGAAGUCAAUAAAAGGAAGCUGCCACAAUUUUUGUACUGCUAUUUUUAAAGAUGUCACUUAUAAGGAACUUAAAAACCUCUUGAAUUCCAAAAAAAUUAUGUUAAUUGAUGUUAGAGAGACAUGGGAAAUUGUCAAGUAUGGAAAAAUCCCUGGGUCUGUCAAUAUACCACUGGGUGAGGUAGGUGAAGCUCUACAGAUGAACCCAAAAGACUUCAAAGAGAAGUACAAUGAAGUAAAGCCAUCCAAAUCUGACAGUCUAGUGUUUUCUUGUUUAGCCGGAGUGAGAAGCAAGAAGGCAUUGGACACAGCAAUAUCCCUGGGCUUUAACAGUGCUCAACACUAUGCUGGAGGAUGGAACGAAUGGGCAACCUAUGAAUUUUCAGAGAAGAAACAUGGAAAUUGAAUUCUGGAACACAAGUUGGCUCUUUUCUUGUGUACAUGCAGCCUAGGAUAGUGAAAUGAACAAAAGAAUAACAAUCUAGCCCUGGCAUCACUGGCUAAUGGGAAGGGGAUUUUGCGUAAUUCAAUUAUUUGUUGAAUCUUUCCCUUAACUAUAAAUUGAGAAUACUACUUGCCCUUAGCUAUUUCCAAAAGCUACUGAUAAUUAAAAUAAUGUAUAUGACUUGCCAUGGAAAUAUAAGGUUGGGAUUCUCGAAUUUUUAAAUAGUUUAGUAUAGUACAAUAGUUUUCCUGAAGCCUGGGUUACUUAUAAUACCUAAUCAUAUUGUAUGACCAUUUGUGUUAGCAUAGCGUCUAUUCAUUGAAGAGGCUAUGAGCUAGACAAGUUAUUUUUUUAAAUGAUUAAAAUGCUUUUUUCCUUUGUAAAUUUCCCCAUUUUAGAAAAUUCAUAAAAGUUAUUUUCCUAUUAUGAUAUACAGUACAAAUAUUUUUGUGGAUCUACUUUUCACCCAUAAUGAGUAUUUACUGAAUGUUGAAUAAUAUAAAACAGCUAGUAAGCAUUUCUUGAACAUCUUUUCUUAGUUUAGAUCCUAUGCUAAAUAUUCCAAAUGCUAAAAAGAUAAUAAAAAAGAUGUGAUUCUUCUCUGAA
Canis lupus familiaris (dog) is the source of this 1202-nucleotide messenger RNA. RefSeq names its product thiosulfate sulfurtransferase like domain containing 3 (gene TSTD3). Gene Ontology annotation, molecular function: thiosulfate-cyanide sulfurtransferase activity. Bases 78 to 557 code for a protein of 159 amino acids. The record is from RefSeq and is a predicted model, not a curated record. Gene Ontology annotation, cellular component: mitochondrion. Lineage: Eukaryota; Metazoa; Chordata; Mammalia; Carnivora; Canidae. The transcript is spliced from 4 exons.